Messenger RNA from Dicentrarchus labrax (European seabass), 1045 nucleotides. It is a transcript of the gene ier3ip1, whose product is annotated as immediate early response 3 interacting protein 1. The record is from RefSeq and is a predicted model, not a curated record. The coding region runs from base 79 to 327 and encodes 82 amino acids. The transcript is spliced from 3 exons. Gene Ontology annotation, biological process: endoplasmic reticulum to Golgi vesicle-mediated transport. Gene Ontology annotation, cellular component: Golgi membrane; endoplasmic reticulum membrane; COPII-coated ER to Golgi transport vesicle. NCBI's taxonomy places the organism in Eukaryota, Metazoa, Chordata, Actinopteri, Moronidae.
GACCUCCGCUGUCGGUUUACGGCAUCUGCAUCUCCGGGAGUGGUGAGGUGAAGAAGGGCGGAGGAAGAAGUUGCCAGCAUGGCGUUUACUCUGUACUCUCUCAUCCAGACCGCUAUUCUCUGCACUAAUGCCGUCGCGGUGUUGCAUGAGGAGAGGUUUCUCAGCAAGAUCGGCUGGGGUGUUGACCAGGGAGUUGGAGGUUUUGGGGAUGAUCCAGGAGUCAAAGCCCAGAUCCUCAAUCUCAUCCGCUCAGUCCGGACUGUCAUGAGAGUGCCUUUGAUAAUAGUGAAUUCGGCCUCCAUUGUCCUGCUGUUACUGUUUGGUUGACAGCGGUACACGAGAGCCAAAAUGAAGCCGGACCACCAGACAUUUGCCAAGGAACAACCAUACACACACACACACACACAUAUGCACACAUGCAGAAAUAUCUGUCAUUCAGAGACUUAUAUCUUUGCCAGUCAUCAGCAGGGUGGGAAGGUUGUCCCUUGGGGCUGGUAUGUGAAUAUGAAAUCAUGAAAAUCAACCUGCAGAUGUUCACAUUGAAAGAGAAGAAGAAUUGACCUUUCACCCAAAACCGUGGCUGGUGUGGACUUCCUAACCUGCUUGUGUGUUUUUGUAUGGCUUCUUCCAAUUUGUAUUUUAGACUAAACUACCAUUGUGUAGUUUUUUUGGCCUGAAAUGUAAAAUAUUUUUGUAUUUUCCCACCAGAGCGAGGGAUACUCACUGACAGUAUCGCCACAAUUAGAUGGAGAAAUGAAAGUGACUGAAAUAUAUCAAACUGUUAACAUGCUGCAGUUUGAGUUAACAAUGCAGUGUAAUGUAAUUGGCAGCGUCUCCUCUUUUGUACCAAAUUCUGAACCUUAAUCCUUAUUUGAACAUUAUUUUAAGCCGUAUACACCUGUAACACUGGGAACUGACAGGAUUCGGGAUUUGCAGUAUUGAUAUGUAUUGUUUACACAGCAACGCCCUCUCGGUGCCACAAACAUCACUGGGAAUUGAGAUGUUUUUCUGUCUUGAAAUAAAUGUAUUAGUCAUUUUAAUACAA